AUGGCAAAAUGGUUUCUUGGAUUAUAUAAACGAGACAAUUUUACCUCCCUCUGCAAUUUCAAAAGACCAGAGUUUCUAAUAGAUAAAGAUGGAUACUUGGUGGUCGAAAUUGCAUCUAAUAUACAACUUUCUGUGAAACAUUACCAAAAAACUAUGAUGAAUUCCCAGUUGAUAUGUUCCAAAGCCACUUGGAUAAAUUUCGUUGAAAUGUUUUUGAAGCAAAUUAUUAAUCGUAUUAAUAACCUAGCAUAUGAAAAUACUGCUGUAGAACAACUCAACCAUAUAAAAGAGAAUGGUGAAGUCGGUAGAACAAAGCCAGAUGGUACUGUUUAUUUUGUAACACCUAAAUACGUUUUUCUUUACAUUUAUAACAUGCCAAAUAACUGGUAA
This is a messenger RNA of Entrophospora candida, 390 nucleotides long. NCBI's taxonomy places the organism in Eukaryota, Fungi, Glomeromycota, Glomeromycetes, Entrophosporales, Entrophosporaceae. The record is from the annotation of a GenBank genome assembly.